GGUAACUUUCCAUAAAGGUCCCCUACUUAGGUGGUAGCUAAAUAUCUAUUUACCCUACAAUCAAUCUUAGUAUAUCAUGUCGUCUAGAGUCCUCCGUCGCCGCGACAAAACUCCCGGUAGUGGACUCCGAGCAGUCAUUGCAGCUCAGGAAAGGGGUGGCUCGCCACCCCCAAUUCCUAUCCCACCCGAGGCGGCAACAGUAAAACUCGACUUCGACUCUUUCCUCCUCGAGUCAUUUACCGCAGAAGACGCCUGGGAGCUUGGACAUCUGCUCUACGCGCGGCUGCUCCCGUUCUCUGGCCAGAGACCCACGUUGAUCUCCAUCGCGCUAGCUAACGGCCAGGUGCUGUUCCAGAGCGCCGUUGGUUCCGGCACGACGCUGGACAACGAGAUUUGGGUGCAGAGGAAGAGGAACACCGUGCUACGAUUUGGCGAGAGUACCUGGUUCCAGCACUGCAAGUAUGCAGGCGACGAGGAUGCUUUCCGGCUGAAGUUUGGGAUGAGUCACGAUCAGGCGGAGAAGUAUGCGAUUCAUGGCGGAGGAGUGCCUAUCCGGGUUAAGGGAGUCGAGGGUAUUGUUGCGGUUGUUGUCGUUUCCGGCCUGAGGCAGCAGGAAGAUCAUGGUGUUAUUGUCGAUGUCAUCAACAACAACUGGGAAUAACAUCGGCAAUAUUAAACUAUCGAACGUUUAAUAUUGAAAUAAUGAGGUAAAAAUAUGUUGAAUCUUAUAUAAAAGUAUUGAUUGUUAAGUAAAAAGUCUCCAAGUGAACGACAAUUGAUAAUGACGACCAUUUACCAGUACUACGAUACCCC
Molecule: messenger RNA, 813 nt
Organism: Daldinia vernicosa
Lineage: Eukaryota; Fungi; Ascomycota; Sordariomycetes; Xylariales; Hypoxylaceae
Exons: 3
Coding region: 77-661 (194 amino acids)
Biological process (GO): post-translational protein targeting to endoplasmic reticulum membrane
Cellular component (GO): TRC complex
Source: RefSeq, a predicted model, not a curated record